CGCCCGACAACCCUCUCAAGUUUGCCGGGACACUAUUUUGCUUGGCAGAUGGACCAUAAGCAACACUGAAUGUUAACUCUGGAAAUUUCAUAAGAUCUGCAGUGGCUGGGAUGUUGCGACAGAACGGUGGUGGCAACAAGCGUGGUUUAGGAUUAACCAAACUGUCUACCUCCAAUUUCUUCACCAUCUCUAAUUCAGGAACCUGGGGGAUGGGGCGCAGCACCAAGAGCAGUUCUUUGAGCAGCAUUAGCUCCAACUCGGACUGCUAUGACAGCACUGUUGUGGACCCAGAGUACAUCAUGCAACUGGUGAAUGAUGUCAGGAAAUUUGCAGAUGUUCUACUUUAUUUGAAAGAAGCCAUUCUUUCAGAAGAAAAACAAGAUUGUCUGCAUCACGUUGUUCAUGAACGUUUGGGCGAACUCCUGCGUGUGCUAAAGGCAGUCAUUAGCAAGCACCAAUGUCUUAAUUCAGUUGAUAUUCUAAGUGCUGCAGGAACAGUCAUCGCAAAAGUGAAAGCUGUAAACUUCAAGGAAGUUAAUGAAGAAAACAAGCGAGAAGUCCUAAGUGAGAUAUUCUCUUCUAUUGACACACUGGCAUUCACAUUUGGCAACAUAGUUUCAGACUUCCUUAUGGGAGAUGUGGAUAAUAGCUCAACAUUGGGUCUUCCCAUAUCUCGACAAAGUCAGUCUUUUGAAAAUCUUUCUGUGGAUUCCGGGGGAUCACUGCACGAAAAGGAUGACAUACAAGGGACAGGGCACCUUAGAGCUGAAGAGAUUGAUAGCGCUCUCCUAAGGAACGAUAAUGGAAUUGAAUCAGCUCUGUCCUAUGCUAAGGCAUGGUCAAAAUACACGAAGGAUAUAGUUGCAUGGGUAGAGAAAAAGCUUAACUUGGAAAUGGAAUGUGCUAAAAGCCUGGCAAAAAUGGCAGAAACAACUAAAGCUAUUGUUGGCCCUCAGGAUUACAUGCCAUUCCAAUCAAUAUUCAUAAAUGCAUUCCAAAAUGAUGUAGAGAACAGUCAGCUCUGGCAACAAACGGCAUCAGCUCUCCAAACUAAUAAAUUUGUUCAGCCACUCCUUGGAAGGAAAAGCGAACUGGAUAAACAAAGGAAGGAGAUCAAGGAGCUUUGGCAACGAGAACAAAAGAAAAUGCAAGAACUGGAAUCCACCGUUAAAAAAGCAAAGCUAUUGUAUCUUCAGCGGCAAGAUGAAUAUGAAAAGGCAAAAUCAUCAACUGUUCGUGCUGAAGAGGAGCACCUGACCUCCAAUGGGGGUAUUAUUAAAGAUGUCAGUAAACUUGAGAAAAAACGAAAACUCGAAGAGGAGGCUCUCCUAAAGGCUGAAGAAGCCAAUGAACAUUUCAAAGCCAGCAUGGCUGAAGUUGAGGAAAAACGAAAUGAUCUAGAAAAUUUCAAAAGUGAUAUCUUAACCCAGCUACGGGAACUUGUUUAUCAGUGUGACCUCACUCUUAAAGCUGCAACAGUUAACCUGUUCCAGAUGCAGCAUGCCCAAGUUGUGUCUCUACCAGUUAACUGUCAGUCCCUCUGUGAGAGUGCCAAGCUUUAUGACCCAGGACAGAAGUUCUCAGAGUUUGUGAAGAAUUUGCCAAAAGAUGAUGUUCCCAUUGAAUCGGGUUCCUUUGAAACUCAGAGCUCCCAGGUUGGAGGGGUUUUCAGUAAACGAUCAAACUAUGUCCAUGCAUCACAAGGAAAUUUAUCCCAGUGCUCAGGAGAUUUUCCCGCUCAGUUACUAGAAGACAUUGUAAGUCCAAGCUGUCUUCGAUCAAAGAUUGGAGAAAAAAGAUCAUCAAGCAGCACAGAUGUCUCUGCUGUGCGUGGGCCCCCACCAUUCAGAUCCUGGUCAGUUGGUAACCAGAGUGGAGGAAUGUGCAGUGCUGAAAGUGCAGGAGGAAGCAGUGAAUCACGGUCUGUAGACUCUCCAUCUGCAAGCCCAGGGGACUUUAAAAGAAGGCUUCCCCGGACACCAUCUACUGGUACCAUGUCCUCUGCGGAUGAUCUCGAUGAAAGAGAACCACCUUCACCUUCAGACUCUGGUUUGAAUGAUCUAGCAUCUGAAAUGACCAGUUCACCUGGACCUUUUCGAAACACGAUUCUAUCUAAGGCAGCGCAAACCCACAAACUGCGGAAGUUGAGGGCUCCAUCUAAAUGCAGAGAAUGUGAUAGUCUGGUGGUAUUUCAUGGAGCAGAGUGUGAGAGUGUUCACUUGCCUGUCACAAGAAAUGCUUGGAGACUUUAGCUAUUCAGUGUGGACACAAGAAACUCCAUGGAAGACUUCAUCUAUUUGAGUUGAGUUUACGCAAGCUGCUAAAAAUUCCCCAGAUGGCAUCCCCUUCAUCAUAAAAAAGUGCACCUCUGAAAUUGAAAGCAGAGCCCUCAAUGUAAAGGGUAUAUAUCGUGUGAAUGGAGCCAAAUCAAGAGUUGAAAAGCUUUGUCAAGCUUUUGAAAAUGGAAAGGACUUGGUGGAAUUAUCUGAACUCUAUGCACAUGACAUAAGUAAUGUUCUUAAAUUAUAUCUUCGCCAGCUCCCUGAACCUUUGAUUUUGUUUCGGCUUUAUAAUGAAUCAUUGGCCUUGCAAAGGAGAGCCAAAGUAUUAAUGAAGAACUGGAUAUGAAACGGAUGAGCCCCAGGUCCA
Lacerta agilis (Sand lizard) is the source of this 2649-nucleotide messenger RNA. It is a transcript of the gene ARHGAP29, whose product is annotated as Rho GTPase activating protein 29. Gene Ontology annotation, cellular component: cytoplasm. Gene Ontology annotation, biological process: activation of GTPase activity. The record is from RefSeq and is a predicted model, not a curated record. NCBI's taxonomy places the organism in Eukaryota, Metazoa, Chordata, Lepidosauria, Squamata, Lacertidae. Gene Ontology annotation, molecular function: GTPase activator activity.